ACGGCGUCUCAUAGGCUGAUCGAGCGGAUUAUUCCCGCCCCUUGAGCGCAGUCACUGAAACGGAGGCUGAAGAGGGACAAUCACAGAGCAACCGCGAUGGCUCUUCGGGGGCUGACAAACGCAGUCAGGAUGUCCAUCACUAAGAUUCACGCACGCGAGAUCCUCGAUUCCAGAGGAAACCCUACUGUGGAGGUUGAUCUCCACACAAGUAGAGGUUGUUUCAGGGCUGCUGUGCCCAGUGGUGCCUCCACAGGUAUCCAUGAGGCUCUGGAGCUGAGAGACGGGGAUAAGACCCGCUACCUGGGGAAAGGUGUGCAGAAAGCCGUGGAACAUGUCAACAAGGACAUCGCUCCUGCUCUGCUGGAGAAGAAGCUGAGUGUGGUUGAGCAGGAGAAGAUUGACAAGCUCAUGCUGGAGCUGGAUGGUACUAACAACAAGUCUCGGUUUGGCGCUAACGCCAUCCUGGGCGUGUCUCUGGCCGUGUGCAAGGCGGGCGCUGCGGAGAAGGGCGUGCCCCUGUACCGUCACAUCGCCGACCUGGCAGGACACAAGGAAGUCAUCCUGCCCGUGCCAGCCUUCAACGUGAUCAACGGCGGCUCCCACGCCGGGAACAAGCUGGCCAUGCAGGAGUUCAUGAUCCUGCCGGUCGGCGCGUCCUCCUUCCACGAGGCCAUGCGCAUGGGCGCCGAGGUCUACCACAACCUGAAGAGCGUCAUCAAGGCCAAGUACGGCAAGGACGCCACCAACGUGGGCGAUGAGGGCGGCUUCGCCCCCAACAUCCUGGAGAACAACGAGGCUCUGGAGCUGCUGAAGACUGCCAUUGAGAAGGCAGGCUACCCAGACAAGAUCAUCAUCGGCAUGGACGUGGCAGCAUCCGAGUUCUUCAGGGACGGCAAAUACGACCUGGACUUCAAGUCCCCCGACGACCCCUCACGCUACAUCUCAGGAAAGGAGCUGGGAGAUCUCUACAAGAGCUUCAUCAAGAACUACCCAGUCCUGUCCAUUGAGGACCCCUUUGACCAGGACGACUGGGAGCACUGGAGUGAGUUCACAGAAUCAGUGGGCAUCCAGAUCGUGGGAGACGACCUGACCGUGACCAACCCCAAACGCAUCCAGACCGCAGUGGAGAAGAAGGCUUGCAACUGCUUGCUCCUCAAAGUCAACCAAAUCGGCUCCGUCACAGAGUCCAUCCAGGCGUGCAAGCUGGCUCAGUCCAAUGGCUGGGGUGUGAUGGUCAGCCAUCGGUCAGGAGAGACUGAGGACACCUUCAUCGCUGACCUGGUUGUGGGCCUGUGCACAGGACAGAUCAAGACCGGAGCCCCCUGCAGGUCCGAGCGUCUGGCCAAAUACAACCAGAUGAUGAGGAUUGAGGAGGAGCUUGGACACAAGGCCAAGUUUGCUGGCAAAGACUUCCGUCAUCCAAAGAUCGACUAAUAUAAGCGACCAUCCGACAGCAACUCCCUCACAAGCUCCAUCAUCUGAUUUGAACACUUUUGGUCGUUUUUUUAUUAAAUUUUAUCUUCUAUCUCUGUUGCUCUCUGUCACCUUCUCUUGACAGGUUCUCUUGGGAGUUGGGAAUUAAAAAAAGGUGAAAAUAA
Molecule: messenger RNA, 1598 nt
Organism: Conger conger (European conger)
Lineage: Eukaryota; Metazoa; Chordata; Actinopteri; Anguilliformes; Congridae
Product: beta-enolase-like
Exons: 12
Coding region: 97-1434 (445 amino acids)
Biological process (GO): glycolytic process
Cellular component (GO): phosphopyruvate hydratase complex
Molecular function (GO): magnesium ion binding; phosphopyruvate hydratase activity
Source: RefSeq, a predicted model, not a curated record